Molecule: messenger RNA, 1361 nt
Organism: Chroicocephalus ridibundus (black-headed gull)
Lineage: Eukaryota; Metazoa; Chordata; Aves; Charadriiformes; Laridae
Gene: NHEJ1
Product: non-homologous end joining factor 1
Exons: 8
Coding region: 34-1101 (355 amino acids)
Biological process (GO): double-strand break repair via nonhomologous end joining
Cellular component (GO): nucleus; DNA ligase IV complex
Molecular function (GO): DNA end binding
Source: RefSeq, a predicted model, not a curated record
AUGGCCGUGACCGUUUCCCCGUGCCGGUGACCCAUGGCGUGUGCUGCUAUGCAUCCCAGCAUGCCCCGGCAGCUCGCACGCCGCGGAAGAGAGCAGCAUGCUGGGAGCCGUAGUCUGGCCUUCGCCUCCGGCCUGCCAUUGCUCGCCUCUGCAAAGCCCCCUCGCCCCGACAGCCCUUGGCCCGCCUGCUCCUCUUGCCCUCGGAUGGAGGGCUCUGAGGAGCUGGAGAGCAGCCUCCUGACACAGCCCUGGGCUUCUGUUUGCUUGGGCGAGUCCACUUUUCUUGCCAAAGCGUGCUUCAGGGAUACUGGCUACAUCCUGCUGAUCUCCGACCUCAGCAGCGUCUGGUACGAGAGUGCAGACGUCGAGGUCGUGGGACAAAGGUCCAAGGAGCUGAACAAGCGGCUGACAGUCCAUGUGUCCUCCUUCCUGCACCGCUUGCGCAAACUGAUGUGCCGCUUGCUGGCAGGGCAGACAGACACUGCCACCUCCUUCUCCUGCCACCACAUUGCCGGCAGCCUCAGCCUGCACGUGAAGAGCGAGCUCUCGGGACUACCCUUCUACUGGGACUUCCACUGCUGCCCCGCUCCCGUGGAGAUGGUGUCCCGUCACCUUGUGCGGCCCCUGAUCCGGAUGAGCCUGGCGCUGCAGUACCAGGUGCAAGGGCUGACCUCCCUGCUGCUCCAGAAGGAUGCUGAGAUCGAAGACUACAGGGAGAGCGGGGCCACUCUCAGCAGAGACCGCCUGCGGACAGAGCCCUUCCAGGAGCAGGCGUUUCAGCAGAACUUCAUGGCUGAGAGCCUGCCCGAGAUCUGUGGUGCGGGAGAGGGGCAGGUGUUCGCCAACACUCUGCAGCAGCUCUACACGGCGGUGACGCAGCAGGAGGCCAAGCAGGCUCGGAAACGGCAGCGCUCGGAGAACGCUGAGGACCCGGCGCCUGCUGCAGAAACAGCAGGGCACCCCCAUCCACCGCCUCCAUCCCAGGAGGAUGAAGCAGUGUCUUCCAGUGAGGGCACCACGCCGGCCUCUUCCCCGGCUCAGAAGCCCCGGCUGCCAGUGGCCAAGGCCAAGCCGAAGAAGGCGAAGGGGCUCUUCAGCUGAAAGGUCGCUGCCCCCCACCCCGAGGUUCUCUGUUCCCCCCAGCAUCCGAGAGAGACAGUGCAGAGCACCCAUGUGUUCUUUGCCUCCCUGCCUGCAUCUGCCGGUGGACCCUGGCCUGGGGCAUGGUACCCUCCUGAGGUGUCUGCAGCCAGGAUGAUGGGGCAUCUCCUCUCUUCAGCCGUGUCUCAGGAACCUCUUUUCUGCCUCUUCCCUGGUGUAGAACUUGCCCAGGCUGCCCCGUGAUGGAGCCAGCGCUGGGA